GCGGACUUCGCCAACGACCAUGGAUCGGCAAGGCGUGCUGGCAAGGUUCGUGGAGGUCACAGGCUGCGACCAGGGACUAGCUGCGGAUCUCCUAGCAGGGAAGCAAUGGAAUUGGGCUGCUGCAAUCAAUGACUAUAACCAGCUUAUCGGUAAUACCUCGGCUGGCCAUAGUACACCACCAGCAUCGUCGUCCGAUCCCCCUCAAGCAACUGCAACUGUGCCCGCUCAACUCCCAACCCCCAAAUCCGUUGCACUCAACCAUCAACCCAACCGGCCCCCUGCCACCCAUCAGCCGGUAUCCAGCCAACAACCACAGCAUGCUUCCUCCCGGCAGGAUGGAUCCCAUCAGCAGACAGGCCCAACGAGCGGGCAGCCCCUACCCGAGCAUCAAGUGGUACAGCCCAGUGGCAUGAAUGCAUCGUUAUCGGCAGCCGCAACUUCCUCCAUGAGUAAUCAGAGUGUAGGCAGUCCAUCUUCACAAAGUGGGGACCCACCAUCUCCCGGGGAUACAGGCAGGGAAGUGUCAUCGCAGCGCUCCACGGACCUCAAACUUUCCCUGCCAAAAGACGAGAAGGAUGCCCCGGCACGAUCACCAGCACCAACAAAGAAGCUGCAACGGGGCAUAUCCAAGGCCAACUGUGCCCUCGUGGACCUCGGCCGCAAGCGAGUGACGGAGGACGAGCAGGACCACGCCCAUUACCUGGUGGACACGCCCAUGUAUACCUUCAUCCUGCCCGACUUGGCCGUCUUCCCGGCCGAGUUUCGGGCCUUCAUGGAGAAGGACUUGCUGGAGAUGACCACAAUGGCCAAUCUGGAAAAUGCCGGCCGACUCAACUGGUGGGCAGAAGGCAACGCAUGCAGUCGUUUGUGGCCGAUGGCAACCACUGGAGAUGGCAACUGCUUACUGCAUGCUGCAUCCUUGGGUAUGUGGGGCUUUCAUGACAGGCAGUUGACCCUACGCAAGGCCUUGUAUCACACCCUGACGGAGAACCCCCGCAGCCCUCGCAUGCAGAAGCUGAAGAGACGCUGGCGUUGGCAACAGACAGAGGUCAACCAGAAGUCUGGUCUUGUGUACUCCGAGGAGGAAUGGGAGAAAGAAUGGAAGAGCAUGCUUCGUCUAGCCUCGGCAGAGCCACGGGCCCCUCUGACAGGAAGUUCAAGGAGUUCCCUGCCAACACUCUCCGAAGACAAGCCCCCGACCCCGACAGACAAUGGAGAGGAGCUGACCUACGAGAGCCUGGAGGAGUUCCACGUCUUUGUCCUGGCGCACAUCCUGCGGCGGCCCAUCAUCGUGGUCUCGGACACCAUGCUGCGGGGCGCCGACGGCGAGGCCUUUGCUCCAAUCUCCUUUGGCGGCAUCUAUCUCCCGCUGGAGGUACCCCACCGGAGCUGCGAGGCCUCCCCCUUGGUGCUGACCUAUGACACAGCCCACUUCUCAGCCUUGGUGCCCAUGGAGCAUGAUUUGGAGGACUACGACAGCCAGAACGGAAGCAGCAAUCCUUUGCCGGUUGUCAUACCCAUCACUGACUGUUACCACAAGCUGCUCCCGGUGCAUUUUGCGGUCGACCCAGGACCCACCUGGCAGUGGGGCAGCACCAGCAAGGCCGGAAGCCAGCCGGACAAGAGCCUUAGCACGGCAGACAAGCUCAAGCUGCUACACCAGUACCUGACCCUGGUCAAGGUUCCCAUUGACCCUGGAUCGGGGAGAGACGAUUCACGGGAGCGAGAGGGGCAACAGUCACCCACAGCAACCUCCAACGGCCUGAAGGGCAAGGCCAAGAUCAGUCGCCUCGACUCUGUCGAGCUUCAUAAAAGCGACAAGGGCCGGAAUUCGUUUGGCAGAAAACUGAAGCACUUCGCCAAGCUUGAAAAGAGCAAAAAUGGCAGUUGGUCCGGUGACAGAAAGGUGCCGUUGCCGGAGAGGAAAAUUGGAGCGAUCACCAUGGCUGAGUUGGAGGACCCAGCCAUAAUUGCCGGGGCCAAGAUGAGCGAGAGGCGGCACCAGUUGCAAGAAGAGAUGAUCAAGAACUACAUCGACAAGGCCAAGGAGAGGUUUGAAGAGGAGCGCCGACUCAAAAGGCUUCUCAAGGAGGAGAACCGUCAACAGGAGAAACUGGCAGCCUCCCGCCUGUCUCCGCCCAGGAACUGGGAUGAACCUGCGGCCAACACCAGAGGCUUCUACCACGAAGACCCUGUGGGCCGGGGCUACAACGGACAAGAACAGUUGUACCAGAACAGGCAGCCUAGUCCCGAGGUCUACCGUCGGUACAACCAGCAGCCGGUGCAUCUGAACGUCUUCCAGAACCCUUUGAGCCAUACAAAGAGCAACCCUAUACCCCAGGCUCUCAGGGCCCAGCCACAUUAUCAUCAACAGCUAAUGGCUUCCUUGACGAGUACCAGACCCGCAAGUUACCAGUACGGUUACCAGCUGGACGCACCAGUGGAGUCGACCGUUCUGGUCAACCAACUCAACGUUCGACCUCAGGGCUAUGCUAACCGGCCAGCAGGCCGUGAGGAGAGGCCUGGAGCCAUCAGCCAACUGGUGCAGGGAAUCCACCAAUUACAGCCUGGGGUAGGUGCAUACCGCCAAACCCCAUCACAGGCAGCUUCACAGCCGCCCAGGUCUCCCCAGAUCGUCAGAUCAGCCAAAGUGGCUUCGCAGCAGCUGCAUCAAUCGACCGUGGGGGCCUCCGUCUCCCCCCAGCCAGCUCAUCAGCCGGGGUUUUGGCCGCUGCAAGCUCCCCACUCCCCGCAGUCUCCCUCAACUCAACCUCCCACAUCCCCGCAGCCUCCCUUGAAAUCAGCCCAACCAGCCAAGUCCCAAGAGUCCAAGGCAGCCAAGAGCAUGCCCAGGGAUGUUGGAAGUAGGCCCUGCAUGAGAAAGGGCUGCGAUUUCUACGGCACAGAGAGCACUGACUUCCUCUGUUCAAAGUGCUAUGAAGCUAAACUCAAGACUGGUCGAAAAUAGAUACCAGUCAAAUAAAUACAUGAUGCCCGCUUUAGAAGCCUUUGCAGUGAUAACCUCAUAAUCCUGUGAUUUGUUGAUAUUAACUUGUUGAAAGCUAAUUCAUCACUUCGUAUGUGAUCUGCCAAGUGUGUGUGUGACUGCAAUAUGGUGCCUUGACUUUUGUGCUGUAAUCAGCUCCAGUUCCAUUUAACUUGAAAUCAAUUCUGAUUCUAAAGUCAACUUGUUAUACGCUGCGUGAUAAUAGGUCAUGGGUGUCAGUCGUGUAGUUCGGAAAAUAACCUCUUGCAGGCAAACGCUCGGUGGAGUACUGUUAUUCAUGAAGUGGAAUGGGCUUGCGUGACAGUUCAGAGUGUUUGCCCCGGGACGUAUCCUUAAGACUACGUCCAAAUCAUGUGCCUAGGGCUACCCGGUAGGUCACAUGCCAGCCGCAUAUAUGAGGGCACAUGUUGGAAGCCAUUGUAGAGGAUGGCCUACAUGAAGCAAAAGCUCAGAGGUCAAAUUUCCCUGCCCUAGUUUAGCUUCUACAAUAGGCCCCCAAAUUUAGGUUGGUUUAGGUAGAGGCCUGCCCUCACAAGGAAGCCAUGGACUGAUCAAGGAUCUAGGAUCAUGGGUUGAAUAAUCUGGCCCUAAGGUCCACAUUUGUGAAGGCCUUGCUUGGAAGGCGUUUAAUGGAAUGAAAACUGUUUAGACCUCAAACAUGUCAAGGGCUGUCAAGCUCAGGUUCUUCCGGGCCGCUGGUAGUCCAUUCUGCUAUCCGCCCCAAGUGGGACCAAAACAGGGGGACCCUAACCCCAACCCUUCAGAAGCCCCUCAAUUGCACACCAGAAUACUGAGGAUGGCACUCAACAUCGACAAGAGAGACCACAUGGCCAGUAAAACCCCUCACAGCAUACUACCUCGGAUCCUGCAAAAUAUGGCAUAAGUGGCCGACGGGCUUAGCAGAACCCUCCAUCGGGCUACAGACAUCCUGAGCUGCCAGCAAACCGUCUGGCGCUAUGGAAACAACUCAUGGGUUGAGGGCCAAGAGAAGAGUAGUGGAUGAGCUAUGUCAGUGUCCUAAGCCUUAGCAGAACCCUCCGUUAGGCUACAGACAUCCUGAGCUGCCAGCAAACCGUCUGGCGCUAUGGAAACAACUCAUGGGUUGAGGGCCAAGAGGAGAGCAGUGGAUGAGCUAUGUCAGUGUCCUAAGCCGGAUUCCACGGUGAAAACCGUGACAAAGCUUAAAAGAUAUUAAGGGAGACUAGAAUCGCCGUAGGAGAUCACGCCCGCGGGUGACAAAAGUAUUAGGUUUAAAGCUACAACGAUGAGUUCAGUGGGACAGUGUUCCAAGUGAAAAUCUGUCAAUCUAACCUGUUUCUGCUUUUCCGUCAUUUUUAAGCUGUAUUCCUUAUGUAUAGGCUAAUCCGAAUAGACGCCCUAACUGCAGUGGUAUUGCACUCACACGCACAUUCUACUACCUGACGCGCGCGUGGAUUUGGCAAAUGGCGACAUUGGCCAGUGAGGCAUGUUACACGGGCAUACCAGCU
This is a messenger RNA of Acanthaster planci (crown-of-thorns starfish), 4494 nucleotides long. Its product is annotated as OTU domain-containing protein 7B-like. The record is from RefSeq and is a predicted model, not a curated record. Gene Ontology annotation, biological process: protein deubiquitination involved in ubiquitin-dependent protein catabolic process; protein K11-linked deubiquitination; protein K63-linked deubiquitination. Gene Ontology annotation, cellular component: cytoplasm; nucleus. NCBI's taxonomy places the organism in Eukaryota, Metazoa, Echinodermata, Asteroidea, Valvatida, Acanthasteridae. Gene Ontology annotation, molecular function: zinc ion binding; cysteine-type deubiquitinase activity; K63-linked polyubiquitin modification-dependent protein binding.